ACCGUAUCAAAUUCAGGUCAAACGAGUAAUUUACGCGAAGUAUUUUCGUAAUAAUUAGGAAGAAAACGCGAUAAGCAAUCGCGCCGGAGUGCAAAUGUCGUCGACAGUGAUAAAAUAGCGCCGUACAGUUUACUGCAAGAGCCCGCACGCUAAUGAACUUCAAAUACUAAAUAAUACGAGUUUAAAUGGAGUUAACCGCGGCCCUUCGCGGAAACUGAGCGUUGAAUCAUACACCGGUUAUCAUGUUUUGAGCGAGAAUGCUUUGCGAAGUCGCAAGUUGGAUUCCGGACGCGGUGGCGGCUACACUGCGCCACGAUCGCCCUGCGCCGCCAGUCAUCGCUUGGUUGACAAACAUUCGCGAUUCAAUCGAAGAAUAUGACACGCUCGUCACAGUGAGGCCGCCGACGCCCGAUACAGAACAAUCUGAUUCAUCGAGCACGACGCCAGAUAGCGCUUUCGAUGAAAUCCUUUCGCAACUUGGAAAAGAAAUCUUCAAACUCGACGAGUACCAAAGAAACUUAGAGCCAAUUCAAAAGGACGUCUCACUGAGCAUCCUCAACAUUUUCGACAAAUGUUUGGAAGGUAUGACAGAGAACGAAUGUGAGGACAAAUGUGAUAAGCUAGGAGUGAUAAAUGAAGUGAAUGCUGAUAUCGGAGACAGUGACGUUGAAUCCACUUUAUCGGAUGUAUCUUUUGUGACUAGUACACCUGCAAACAGUGGCAGAGUAAAAAGUGAUAUUAAUACGAUAAUUGAUAAAAUAAAGGGCACUUCUGUACCACCUAGAAAAGUUAGACUAAAAACGCCGUCGCCGGCGUCAUCGACGUACGAUAGUACGGAAUUAAAGACUGAAAAUACAAUAAUGGAGGUAGCCAAACGUUUAAACUCAGAUACAGAUUCAGAAAGCACGUGUUGGAGCUAUAAAGAGUGUAGUACUGACGGGGAAAAUGAUGAAGGAAAUCUUAAUGAAACAUAUGCGGCUGUUUGGUCGCAUUCCAGUGGGUACCAUAAUUCGGACAAUAUAUUACGUAGAGUACUAUCACAGCACCAUGCGACUAUUUCGCGCCUUUCAUUCGACUCUGUGAAUGAAUUUUCGCCUUCACAAUAUUCUGUGUACGCUUUACACGAGGUGGGAGACAGGUGCGAUGUGCCAGUCGCUAUCAUGACGCCGGACAAACCGACCGACGACGGCUACGAGCCGGUAUGCGACGCGAUUACAACUGACGAAAACAUUUACGAGGAAAUUGAAUAUGGAUACAGUUAUACAGACGAAGGGUUCUCUUGUGGUGGCAGUGUUGAGGUCGAGAGUUGUUCAAUCAGUGCCAGUUCCGACGGUGUAGGCAGGGAGAGCCCUUUGUACGCAAAUUUAAGGGACCAUGACGCUUACGCCAUAUCUGCUGAUGUGAUUUACUGGAAGAAUCUUCUCUUGGACCCUUAUUACAAUGAUGACGAAGAAGAUGAGUGGAUAACUCCUGAAGAAUGCGCCGUGUACAGUCGCGAGCAGCGCCCGCCGCUGGUCAUCCCUCGCAUCACGAAGUACCGUCCGCCCAGGCGCGAAGCUCGCAAUGUGGUUUACCAUCCAGAGGAAAGCCCAAGCAGCGAAGCGCUCAGGGCGCGCCAGUACGAGCGGCUGCAAGACUGGAGUCCUUCAGAGGAAAUGGAUAGGCCUUUUAGCAAGGCCAAUUCUGACAGCCCACCUUUCGGCAGGCUUAACAAAAGAUUCGGCGGCUCAAACGAAAAUCUGCUGAACAUCAGACGGCCAAAUCAGCUGAUGCUGCCAGCAUCUUCAUCCGGAGACAGCCUGGAUGUGGAAGUUAGGGACAAAGAACCUGCUUAUGGACGCACUCGAAAGUCGCGAUCAAUGGUCGCCCCGAAGCCAAGGAUGAGGUCCCCAGUGCCUGCUCCGAGAAUGUUACUGCCUCAAAUGCCUGAGAUUAUAGUUCUUCUCGAAGGAUCAGUGAAGCGAACCAAGUUCGCAGAAAGGGGCAAGAAAAGCAGAAAACACUGGGUCGACUGCUACAUGAUCCUCACGCCUACAGCGUUGGUCUUCUACAAGGAUCACAAGACUUAUUUAGCUACGAAAAUGCCUCGCCCUCCUGGCACUCCCCCCAGCCCGACAGCUCCCAGAGCCGAACUUGUUCUUCCGCUGAGAAACGCCCAUGUUGCUCAGUGUAUCCAGAACCACACUAAAAGGUUCACCAGGUCUCUGGUGCUAACGGUAGACAUUGACCAGUACUUGCUGCAAGAUGAGACAGAAGAAGGAGCGAAGCGGUGGUUCAAGGCGAUACAGGACGUCCACUAUAAACUGGGCCCACCACGACUAGACGAGCAUUCCUCCCAUUAUCCAAGCAGCACCACAGAUAUUGAUAGCAUCGGUCGCACUCCGCCAGCGUCCAGACAUUCAAAUAGGAGCAAUCAGAAAGAAGAACCAAUGUUCGGGCGUAAAUUGGAAGAAGUAUGUCCACCAUCCAGUCCUCGAGUACCAGACUUCGUGGUGGCGUGUAUCAAGGAGAUUGAAAGCAAUGAAGAUAAUAUGUGUACAGAUGGGUUAUAUAGAGCUAGUGGGAACUUGAGUCAGGUUCAGAAGAUACGGUUAGAGGUGGACCAGAACAACCUGUCGGUGAUAGAACACAACGCAGACAUUCAUGUGCUGACGGGAUCGCUGAAGCUCUUCUUCAGGGAGCUGAAGGAGCCACUGAUACCCUGCAACAUGUUCGACAGAGUCCUCGCUGCAUGUUCGAUAAAGCCAAGAGAAGACAAAAUUAAGGAAUUCCGCAACAUUGUAAACUCGCUUCCUCAGUGCAACAGAGAUACGCUUAAAUUCUUAUUGGAGCAUCUUUUAAGGGUAACACAAUAUAGCGAGCGUAACAGAAUGCACACAGCAAAUCUGGCCAUUGUGUUUGGCCCGACACUUCUAUGGGCCCCAGCCGAGCAAGCCCAUAACAUCGCCAUCGAUUGCAUCCAGCAGAACCAUGUCGUCGAGAUCCUCCUCAACGAUUUCAAAGACAUUUUCGAAGAAACUAAAGGGAAAAAGAAGACGUGACUCUGAAUAUAGUAAAUGUGGAGAUAAUUGAGCCCCAAGAACCUUUGGUUGUUUGCGUUUGUUGUUCUUACUAGAGCUUUGAGUUAUUCUGACAUCACCAUCGAUAAGAAGCAGCCGCAUAUGUAUCCGGUAGCUUUCUGGUUACAAUACGCUAAGACCAAGCAUGAAUUCUGUUAUACCUGUAUGACCUUGUAUCUUAGAGCCUAAACACAUGUCGCAUUUUAUAAACGCCGAAUAUGCGCAGAUGACGCGCGUAUACGCGAUACCGAUACGCGCGAGAAGCGCGUUCGAAGGCCGUCUAUAUCGCGUUUUACGCGCGUUUGAAUCGAUUCCAACGCGCGCAAACAUCGCGUUGCAAGUAAGAAGCUUAUAUACUCCACCGGAGUUCACACUUAAAAUUAAAUCUAUAGUACGUUUGUUUAGGCACUUAACUAAAUAUAAACAAUCUUGAUACAUCUUUUUAUUGAAACGUACACUUUAUCAACAAAUCAAUAGAAUUAAAAAUAGCAUGCAAUUUCAUAUGAAGCAUAUUUGUAUUAUGUACUUGAAGGUAAGUAAAAAUCAUUUUAUAAAUGUAUAUUUCACUAAAUAGACAUCUCAAGAUUGUUUACAUUUAGUUAAGUACCUAAACAAAUGGACUAUAGUUGCUUCACUUCAAAAACUAACUAAUAUUAGCAAACAAAGCCAAAAUUAAAAGUAUAUCUUAUCAAAAUGCGCGAUAAAAUACGCCGUGUGAAUAAGAUCUUAUAGUGACCAAGGAAAGGCUGAAAAAAUAUUUUUGGACCCCAAUGCGGUGGCGCUAUCCACUUUUUGUGUCCAGAGUCCAAAUAAGCCUAUGAGUUGUAAUUGCAACUGGGUCGCCGGGGUGUGAUUUGACCGAUUGAUUUCAAGGGAGCAAAAAUUUAUUCUUUAACCCCAUUUUGAACAUGGACUGUACUUUCAAAUUUGCAACAUCUGACCAUGGAUUAUUAAGUUUUCGUAGCAUAAUAACUUAGAAUUAAAGUUGUUUUUCGAAACCAAGAGGCUCCUUUUUGGGAAUAAUGGAUGCAAUAGAUAGACGUGCGAAUGUGUGUUAUAUUAAUUAAAUAAUCAGUGAAUUUUGUGAAACGUAAUAUAGGCGAAUGAUUGGAUAUUCUUAUGUACGAUCUCUAUCAGUUCCACAGUGUUUCGAAAUGACGGAAUAUACUUUCAGUUGACGUGUUGAACGUUUGUAUGAAACUUGUUGAAAUAGACGUAAUUGUCGUUGUUUUUCACUAUUAAGCGUCGAAUUACAUUUUUUUCCCGUACUGUAGUCGAGAGGCAGGAACACUGGCUUCAUUUCAGAAUUAUUUUUAUUACAAAGUAAAUUAAAACCUUUUGGAAAAUGUUUAACGUAUACUAUACGUAGGAAUUGAAACUAUUUUUCCGGAUUUAAAUCGCGUAUAUUUGUAUUUUCAAAUUAAGUAUGUCCAAUGGUCAAAACGGAAUGAUAGUGAAGUAAUGCAAAAUCGUAACAAUCUUUGACAGCUGUACAACAUUUUUUUAUUCAUUCGAAUCUGGACAGUGUCAUUCCACCAUGUUUAUCAUAAAAUAAUAUAUCUAUUUAAUAACAUACGUUAAAAGCUUGAUUACUAGAGAUAGAUUAGAAAGGAAUGAAAUUGGGUUUCCGUGACAGGGCAGCUGGCAGCUUUCCCUUUUUGUAUAGCUAAUUCAUUUGGGAAGAGUGCCAGCCGUUGAUUAUCCCAGUCGGUCCAUUUUUAAACUAAAUUAUGUAGAAAGAAAAAGGUGCUACGCACUUAAGGUUGGUGUAAUUCAUAUAAAAUAUAUUUUUAAAUAUCGAAAAUUUGUCCAAAAACCGACAUCCAUAUGCGUUGUGAUUGUAAAAAAAAUAUUGUAGAAGACUGUCCGAGGCUCUAUGAUAGAAAUUUUAAAUUAAAACACGAAGUAUAAUAGCAAAUUUGUUUCGAUAUACAUAUAUAUGCAUACAUGCUAUCUGUUUAGAAAUUUAUGUGUAUUGUAGAUAUAUAGAAUAGCAGAGAAUAGAAGAGUGUAAGGGGUGAUACACAUUUAUUGGGAUCGUGCGCGCUGGUACUAAAUACUGUGUGGGAAUAAUUUGCAAAUCUCGCUAGAUUAUGUUAAUCUCGGUGGUCCAAGGGUUUGCUCUCUGCAUGAGGAGGUACCGGAUUCACCCGAUAGGAUAAAUUUAGAAAAUUACUUUCCUAAAUUGCUUCUGAAUAAUGCCCGGAGUAACCGUUGCUCUGGUACUUAUAGUACAGGCAAUUGCCUAAUUUGAGAUCAGGUAAUUGUUGGCACUUUAUUAUUACUACAUUAUUAUGCCCUGUAUACAUAACGUGACCAUUAUUUUCUUCCCUCAGAGCGGGACGCCUAUAUACAAUAUUAUAGUUUUAAAAAUAAAAGACGUGUUUAUGUUAGUUAACUGUCUCCGUGGACCAACGAUUAUGGGCCGAGAGAUAUAUUUGUAUGACCUACAUUUAUUUCCCUCGUGUGUUUGGGUGUAAUUUGUGGAUGUCUAUGUCCAUCUAUCCAUGGCACCCGCGAUACAGGGUUUCCCUAGCGCGGGACGGAGUGUGUGCGCGCGCUAUUAUUAUUAUAUAGUUACGAAAUGUUUAUAAAAAAAUUAAAAGAACUAAAAUUGUUUAAUGAGUCAAAAAUUUGAAAAAAAAACUAUUCUUGGCAACAGAGGAUCUUGUGUAGUCUGGACAGCGGGAUAUGAAUCUUAAAAGCGAGACUUAUGGUCACAUUAUGUAUAUACGAGGUUUUUAAAACCGUCUAUCGACAGUGUAGGCCGUGCCCAUUACUUUUGUCCUAACCUAUCAUUUUGGGCCCAGUAUGUGUCACACACGUGUGUAUGCGUGAAUAUCGACCAGUCAUGAUAAGCGUGUUGACACUCUGCGGUGAUAUGAUAAACUAAAAUAAUGCAGUAACAACUCUUGGUGGGGUAACAUCGUUGCAGAAAUUCCUAUACAGAUGAUAUUACACUGCGCGUACGAUAAAAUAAUGGGCGAUCACCUGAAAAGUCUCAAUAGUGUCGUUUUUGAAGACGGAGUUAAAUGACAUUGGCAGGUUUGCCAGUUUUCAUAAAAUUUAAAAAAGUCACGUGGUUGUUGUCGACAGUUUUAUCGAUAGAUUGUGAAAUUUUGCCAUAAGUAGUCAUUACUAAUUACGUCAUUGUCUUCUUCAUAAUUAUUUUGACAUUUGGUAGACUAGGAUCGAAAUCAAUUUUUAUUAAUAUACAUUUUAACAAGAACAGGCGGAUUCACCAUCUAUAUUGAAUUAAAACUAAGUAAACUUUCAUAUUGAACAACAUAACCAUCAUACGUCGAUAAUCGACAGAAUAUUUAUCGACUGCAAUGACUAGCUUCUUGCAAGCGGCUUCUUUUGCACAACGAGCUGCCAUUUUACUGCAUCUUCAAAAAAGACAGACUUUAUUUUAUGUUCGGGGCCAACCAUUGUACAGAGUCAACACGUCAAACCCGACACUUAAGUUUGUAACCAUAGUAUAGCAUAGCAUAAUGAAAUUAAUGUCCCUUGUGUAACGUACAAACUAUACGAGCCAAAAAACAAGGCGCGCGAGUUCCCGUGUCGUUUGUACGUUACACAUGUACAUUACACAAUUUACAAUAAGAACUAGUGUCCAGCUGAAGCGUGAAACACUGACAGCGGGUGCGGGUCAGACACGUGUCGGGUCGGGGGCACGGUGGGUGUAAUUCCGUGUACUUAUAUGGACGAUAACACGCCACGAGCGGGCGCGGGACCCGUGCGCCCGUCCCGCACCCGUUCACGCUUUAACGUAUCUUGACUCUACGUGUCCUGUUUUACAGUUAAGGCUUAAAGCCCGUUUGUAUUGUGCCUUAAGCGUUUUUUAUUUGUAAAUAUUUAUCAUCGUAGAUGAGUUUUUCUUCAUGUGAUAGUCUUGGAAUGAUUGAAUUCAGUUUUCAGCAAAAAGCAAGUGACUAUCUAGUCUCUAUAUUGUUUAAAAUUUGACCUUAGCGUGUUAUUAAACUUUUAUUAUGCUGGCAAGUUGAAUGUCAACCCAGCUGUACUGCCCUCUUUGUCAUAACUAAUGCAUUUGCAUUUAUUGGAGAUCUGAGGUUUUUUUUUUCUUUGAAAAAUAUUAAUAAAAAGUAAAUAAAAUAUAAAAAACGGCAUAAUGGGGGUUGUAGACUCGUUUCGCUCUUACCUGAUAUUAAUUCAAUUUCUCUAAAAAAUAUUGAUUACGUUUAUUACAAUAUGGAAGGCAGUAACGGCAAUGGAUAAAAACAAUUUCUUUUUGGAAAAUGGCAACGAUCCACA
Messenger RNA from Hyposmocoma kahamanoa, 7334 nucleotides. RefSeq lists its product as uncharacterized. Bases 258 to 3041 code for a protein of 927 amino acids. The transcript is spliced from 12 exons. Gene Ontology annotation, biological process: signal transduction; regulation of GTPase activity. Gene Ontology annotation, cellular component: cytoplasm. The record is from RefSeq and is a predicted model, not a curated record. Lineage: Eukaryota; Metazoa; Arthropoda; Insecta; Lepidoptera; Cosmopterigidae.